CCAUCUGGCAUUUCACUUCCAAGGCGCAAAAAUGAUUUACUUGCGUUGGUGCCGUCACAGACCAAUGACCCACACCAUGGGUAGAGUUUUGCAAAGAGUUGUGGUUGAGUGUAACAAAUCCAUUGUUGUCUCACCUCACCCGAGUGUCUCCCUCCCUCCCUCCCUCCCACCCACCAUCGCCAUCUCUCAUCAACACCGACACAGCACAAGCAUCUGUCUGCUCGAGGAGCGCACAGCAGGUCAAAAUCUGGCCGAGCCCCCACUACUGGCCCACACGCAAUCAUAUGUCCAUUCGGCUCCUUCCUCGCCGCGGGCACAAAAACUUACCCAAGGCGAGAAAGAAAGAAACGCACGUCGCAACCGUCACAAUAUCAUCGAGUCUCUACGUGUGUACGUCAGUGGCGCAAGUCACUCACACUUCUGUCUGUGUCACACCUCUUGCAUGACACGAAUACAGACCGUGCGAAGGCUGGAUAAACGCAAUAAGUCAUCUAUUGUCUCACUUCCUUCCCUCCAUGACAUGACAACCACGAGCGGCACUCACUGUCUGCCCCUAAUGUGCAUAAAAAGCAGCACACCAACAGAAAAUCACCUCACCUUGAAGAAAACAACAUAUACAGGAUACACCUGCUUCCUGCAUGGAGACACAAUACGCGAAUGGCAAGACCGCUCCUGUCUUCGAACUUGGUGUACUGUACGCACCUGUCAAAGACGAUGAACUCCUGGUGUUUCUGUUGCGCUGUCGAGCCAACAGCCACCACCGACUAAAAUUCAAUGUGGCUGCCGGGCUUGGUCGGCGGCUUGUGCCCAUUGCAACUCCCAGUAACAUAAUGAGGGUCACCGAUAAGCCCGCGGCACAGAAGGAUGCAUUUGCUGUCCCUUCCGUAAUGGGCUGCCUUGCAGGAUGCACCUCAGUCACGAUGUGGUAGCCACCUGGAUGGACGAUCGAUCUGUAGAUGGGAUAGUCGCCUUCCUCACAGGGAAGAAGAGCUGCUGCUCACGAUCCUCCUCAGCUUCCUGGCCGUGGAGGGGCCUGGUGAUGCGAUGCUAGAACUCCAUGCCGUUGUGGUAACGCUUGUGUUCGAGCUCUGUCGGACUGCCCAUGCGCUGGUUGGCGUGCUGUUCGGGCUGCCCACACCGGCACCCCGCUGAGCUGGCGGACGACAUGUUCACACAGCCACACACAUGGCGUGUCCUUGGUGCGCGUGUACUCUUUGCUUCACGCACCUGCAAACGAGACCUGAAUGCGAUCCCUGCCCGACAAGCCCCUCCGGUCGAACUGGUUGAAGUCGAGUUCAAGCUCGUAGCCCUCUGCGCUCCUCCCUUGCACCGCUGAAAUCACAUCGCUGAACCCGCUGUCCAGGUGCUCGGCCACGGCGCGUCGAAGAUCGGCUUCCGUGCGCACGCCGGCGAGUUGCUGCGGGUCCAAGGCGAAAGGGAACUGCGUUGCCCGCGUAGGGCCGGCGAGGAAGAAGAAGUGGAUCUGAUGGCGUGGAGUGCUCCAAAAGAACGAAAACAUCCC
This is a messenger RNA of Vitrella brassicaformis, 1522 nucleotides long. The record is from the annotation of a GenBank genome assembly. Lineage: Eukaryota; Vitrellaceae.